Molecule: messenger RNA, 817 nt
Organism: Ipomoea triloba (trilobed morning glory)
Lineage: Eukaryota; Viridiplantae; Streptophyta; Magnoliopsida; Solanales; Convolvulaceae
Product: probable E3 ubiquitin-protein ligase RHY1A
Exons: 3
Coding region: 95-682 (195 amino acids)
Biological process (GO): ubiquitin-dependent protein catabolic process
Molecular function (GO): ubiquitin protein ligase activity
Source: RefSeq, a predicted model, not a curated record
UUCCUAUCAUUUUCCUUCGCUGCCCUCUUCUUCUUUAUGCACACUAACAUCUCGAUUUCUUAAUUCCUUCAAAAAUUUAUUCAAUUUUCUAGACAUGGCCGGCAUGCUCCCCGGCGUGGAAUGUGCCCGGCGCCGGAGAUUUCAUCAGGGCGGCGGCUGGUCGGACUCAACCGCCUCCACCACCACCUCCUCCUCCACAAGAAGGUCGUCCUUUUGCCUCUACACAAGCAACCAUGAUUCCCAUCUCAGCUCAAGCUCAAGCUCCUCAUCCAUGCAGCAAAGAGGUGCGAUUGGGAAGGCGAACCAAGAUGAGAAGCUAGGUGCCGCCGCUAGAGAAGCCAAGGAAAGAUUGGAUGAGAGGCUGAAAUCAGGCCAUUGCAAAUCUGACCACAAAAGGAAUGGUAGAAAAGAGGCAGAGAAGAGGGGAAUGGUGAUGGGAGAUGUGCAGAUGGAGGUGUACGUGUUAAAGAGCAAGGCGAUGAAAUGGGCAAGAAAGCUGGGGUGGAAAGCGUCAGAGGGAGAGGAGGAAUGUGCCAUAUGUUUGGACCAGUUUAAGGUUGGUGAGACAUUGAUGCACCUGCCAUGUGCCCAUAGGUUCCACUCAAGGUGUUUGCUUCCUUGGCUUCACACUAAUGCACAUUGCCCUUGUUGUAGGAUGGGGAUUUUGUCUUCACCCUUUUGAUGUUUUUUUUAAUUUUGGCUUUCUUGGGUUACGUUGAAGGAGAAAGAAGGACUAUUACACAAUCUGUAAUUAGCUAGCUUGCUUGCUUUGGAUUAUGGUUGAGAAUUAAUAUAUAUAAUCUUGGCAGCAGCUUAA